AAGACAAGUCGCAGUUUUCCGUAUCGUAGUCGCGUUCUCAGGGCUGAUCCUUCAGGUGGUUUAUUCGGAACGUCGAUUAAAUCGACAACGGUCGGUAGUUUUCAAGGACAUUUAGGAAUCAUUUAGUUUUUGUAGUGUUCAAUUGUGAUCGACCUUUCAAUUACAAUCACUGGCGCGGUCUAGUUUUGUUACAUGUUCAACGACUGACUAUUGUUACAGUUGAGUGUAUGUCUCGCUGAAACCGGCAGGAAUAAUUUGAAUUAAUUAUCAUCAAUUACGGUAAGCGGCGACAGUCCGUUGUUGUGUCGAACAUACCACCAGGAGCAUAAAAGAGAAUAUACAUAAGUCUGUGAAUGAAUUCAUUGAAUGCAUGAAUGAAACUCUCGUGUCUCAAUGUUGCGAAUUUUUAUGAAUGGACCACGAAAUAAACCGCAGGCUCUGUCAAGUUGAAUGAAAUUGUGAAUAAUGAUUGCAGCCGAGACGAUCAAGCGAGUUCAACUGGAUGCGCGCGGAUGUUAAUAUACGGUGAUUCAUCUGUGCAAAAUGGAAUCAAACCUAGUACCUCGGAAAAGUAUGAAUUAAAUAUAAACAAAGUGAGCAUGAUGCUUGUUGACAAUAUUGCACAGUUUUACCCAGUGCUAUUGAAUAAGCCUAAGAAAUGGUAAUUAUUACGCUAUUCGAAUCGCGGAGGUCUGGUUAAAAUGUUGAACAAUUAGUGCAUACCAAUGCUAAAUUAAUAUGGAUUGGAUAAAGUUGGUGGUAGCAUGCAAGACUUCUCCAAAGAAGAGUUUAGUCUUCUUGGAGCAAGUGCGGUAGGAAGUGAUAAGGAUCUAAGCUCGGUCCCAUCAUUGAUCAUCUCGGGCAUUCAGAGCCAAAAUUUUAACUCUCAUAUACACUCCGGUCACCUACAAGUACUUCAUCAUCACCACAGCGUCAUCACUGGGAACGAUUCGGUGCCACUCGGCAGUGCGUCGGCGGUUCUAGUGGAUGACAUCAAACUGAACCAGACAAGUGAGCUGAUCGAACCGAACGAUAGUGGUAAACUGGAGGAGGUCGAUAGAGAUUUGUAUCCCUGGAAUACAACUAAUAUAGGAAGUCAAUUUUUGCGUAGCUCGGACGACCCGCUCAUCUGUGGUGGAACCAACGAUAACCAGAACGAUAAUGAGCUUAACGUUGUCACUGCUUCCCAAUCAAUGUGUUCAUCGCCUACACCUCCGCCCACUCAGAAGCAUCGAAACAUCGUUCCAACGUCGAUUCUUUCGCCAGAGCUGCCGGAUAGUUCCAUAUCUCCACACCAUACAGCAAGAAAAUCCAACAGCGGUCCAUCGAAUCGCCGUGGCACUACAGCAAGUGGUGCUGGACGCCAACGGCGUAAAGGGCCACUCAAAUUACGCUUCCACCACCAAGCUCUACCACCAGAAUAUCUGGACCAUUAUGAGGCAACUCAGAACGCUACCUCAAAACGCAACCAACAGCAGCAGCAACAAAACAAUUGCAGUGCACGCUCUAACAGAAUGGAGAGACACGUGGUUCAGGAACGUGAAGAUCAAACCAAUGAAACAGUAAGAAAUUGGUUACAAAAAAUUUUGGAACUGCAAAAAGAAGGCGUUUCUCUUGCACCAGUUAAAGAUGAUAUCGACCCUAAUGGGGAAGCCUCCCCAAAAAGUAGCUCAAAUAACCAACAAAUUCAACGAAAUAAAGUAGUUAGUUACACUGACCUUCCGUACAUGGGGGAGAUGACAUUGGACAAUUCGAAACCAAGGCGAGGGAGGAAACCUAAAAAAGCAGAUAUUUGUCACUUAAUUUACAAAAAUUACGGAACUAUUCUUCCUGGCACUCCAAAAACAGAAUUUGUUCACGAUAAACCCAACAACGGGCAAAGAGCGCAGACCAGAAGCAGUAGUUUGCUGGAACGACGCCUGAUGUCAGCAGAAAAAGCUAUCACCGAAAAUGGUCAAUUAAAACGUGAGGAACCACUCAACCUUUGUGUCAGAGAUAGUGGGGCUGAUUCACUCGCUCUGUCAAGUUCAGAAGGCGACAGUGAUGACGUACUUGAUUCUUCCUGUCCUACACCUGUUAUCACUCCGACGGACAUAAACACAGAUCAAGCGCUUGCGGCAAAUAUGAGAAUGUCAUUGACGAACCUUCACAGUACAGCAAUGGGGACGUCAUCGAGCGGCGAGACUCCGUCGACUGCCGACACCCCGCCUGGGUAUAUGUACUGGCCAAACAUGGGCAGCUUUAUCCACCCUAUGGCCUUAUACUAUCAGAAGCUGGUUGAUUCCAAUAAUACCGUCGUGCCUGGUCAAUCAAGCUCAUCAACCUCUAACUCAGUCCCAACCACUCCCACCGAAUCGAUACUUCCCAAAACUUCAACUGCUUCGUCCAUAAAUUCAACUCCACCACCUUCAUCACCAGCAACACCUAAACGGGAACACCAUCAGACACUAGUCCCGAAACCUAUUUCGCAACUUAUCAAGCCAGAAAAGGCUGCGAAAAUCACUUCGGGUACACAAUCACCCACAAGCAAGACUUCACCGACAACUCAAAAGCGUAAACGAUCGGCCAUUUUCAUUCCACCUGUACCAGCGGAGAACAGUACAAACCCUGCCACAGAAGUAAGCAUUUGCAAAUUCAAGUUCACUGGUGGUGCCAAACCAUGCCUUCAAGAGAAAAAAAUGCUUAGUGUCGAUUCUGGUGGAAACUUUCGUUACUAUUCCGGAACCGGCGAUAAAUCGAUGCGUGGAUAUGAGUUUUUCCCUCGUGAAAGUCUGCAACAGAGCAGCCUCCACGCAACAACCACCACCGGGGCUUUUCUUAACACACCACCAGUUGAGAAAAUAGCGUGCGAUUUACCACCGCCCUCACUGGGACUGAGUAAUGAAAUUCUCCAGAUCCCAGAUUUCCCAAGUGCCACUAAUCUAGGUAGUUUGGUUUCACCAGGUGGCAGCUCCAGUCAGCAUCGACGCCUCUUUCGCUCAGAAUCAAGUGAAGCACGGCGAGCGCGUCGUCGAUCGCGCCGCACCACUCAGCGUGAAACACUGGAGAAAACGUUCAAGGAAAAAGGGUUUCUCAUCCAGACUCAACAGCUUCAGUCGGCCGAAGGUGCGACCUAUUGUAAGUUUAGACAAUUACGUAAAUUUACCCGCUAUCUCUUCCGAAGCUGGAAAGACUAUCUUCCCGGAGAACUACAACAGGGAUCCGGCACCGAACAUCCUCAUGAUGAGCUGUCCGUGAAUGCAUUACCCGGAGAUCUGCUGCUGGAUGAGGAAAGUCCGCUACUCGAUGACCCAAGACCAGCUAGUUCUACUAUGUUAUUUGACGAAAUGCAUCGGGAGAGAACUAAUCGGUUGCCUUCCCUGUCACCGGUAUCGACGACGCCGAUGCCAAUGCAAGCGCGGUCACACAGAUCUCCGGAUGAUUCAUCUCCAUCGCAUCCAAACACAUUGGUUGUGCCAUCGCUGUUGUUGCAUUCCGAUCAAUUCACCAAACAGGAAAGACGAAGCUGACACACCUUCAACUUAGAACACAUGCGUGCCAAAGAAUAGUCAUAAGUUUACAAUAGCUAAUAUAUUUUGUUAGUUUGAUUUGGUCAAAGUUUGGGCGAUAAGCGAUAAGCGAAAAUGAGCAGUCGGAAAAAACAACAUCGAUCAUUUAUUCGAGGAAAAUCUAGUCGUAUUUUGUAACGAUCCUGUUUUCAAUGUAAUAUUCUUAUUCGUUUCUGUGUUCUGUAAAAUAAUAACUGAUAUUCAACGUUGCCAUAAG
Messenger RNA from Topomyia yanbarensis, 3765 nucleotides. RefSeq lists its product as uncharacterized. Lineage: Eukaryota; Metazoa; Arthropoda; Insecta; Diptera; Culicidae. The record is from RefSeq and is a predicted model, not a curated record. The coding region runs from base 765 to 3509 and encodes 914 amino acids. The transcript is spliced from 3 exons.